GGGAUCCUCCAGGGGGAUUUGGGAUCCUCCAGGGGGGAUUUGGGAUCUGAUCCCAGGGAACGGGGCUGGGACAGGAGGGAACGGCCUCGAGCUGGGCCAGGGUGGGAAAUUUGGGAAAAUCCCUCCUGGAGAAGGGAAAAGGCCUCGGGAGGGGCUCGGGGAGGGUCGGAUCCCCAUCCCUGGAGGUGUCCAAGGAAUUCCUGGAGCACAUCUGGAGCUGGAGACCAACCAAGGCCACCCAGAUGUUCCAGGACUUUGAGGAAAAGGCGGACUGGGAGACACCGAAGGAUUUGCCCACCCUGGAAAGGACUCAGGGAUGAUCCUGGGGCCUCCUUGAGCCACCCAAAAUCCAUGGAGAGCCUCUCCCCACCGAGGGAAAAUUGUGAUUUUCAGGAACAAAACUCCCAGCAGAGGGAAAACCACGAGGAACCAAACCCGUCCCGCAGCCCCUCCUAACCCCGCGAGGAAACGCAAAAAAAACGUUCUGCAAACGUUCAUUUUUUCCAAAAAUUGUUGUUUUUUAAAUGUUUUUUCCUCUCCUGCAGGAGUUCGAUCCCGAGGGGGAUUGUUUCCAGGCUGCCUCAUCCGCUCCCCAGCCCGUAGGAAACGGGGAAUGAAUUCCUGGCAGUCACGGGAGCCUCGUGUCCCACCUGGGCGACACCAAAAAAAAAAAAAAAAAAUUACAGCUUCGAGAGAAAUAAUUGAAGGAUUGGAGCGGAGCAGGUCUGGAUUAUUAAAUAUUUAUUUCCAUAAAGAUUUCCAUACCCCUGAGGUGUCUCACAUCCGGAGCCACGGACACUGAAAUCCUAUAAAAGGAUUCCUUUUGCCCUGCUCCUCAAGCCUUUUUUUGUUUCAUUUGGCGCUCGCUGGUGGAGAAUCGGGUGAGUCCGGCUCGGUUUCACCUCGUGGUUGGGUUUAUUUUUCAUUUUGAAGCCGUGCAAAAACGAAUUAAAAAACUUUAGAAACGUUUCUGCUCGGGGAUGUUGAGGUUGGGAUUCCCCCAGGUUUUAAUUCCGGGAUUUUAGAUUAAAAACCCCAUGAAAAUCCCGGAUUUUUAUGUGUUUUUUGGGGUUUGUUUGCUGCGGGUUUUGCUCUUUCCCCAUCGAGGAGCACCAAAUUCUCCUCGGGAGAGAUCAAAAGGCCAGGCCGGGACUUCAAAGGGGGAGGAGUGGCAGGGGUGAUAAAGGAGCGGAGACUCCGCGGCUGCCAGGGAAGGCCUGGGAGGAAAAUUCGGGCUGGGAAGAGCCGGGGAGAAUUUAUGGGAAAAGCAAACAUUCCUUGGGGAGGUUUUUUCCAAAAAAAACCCCGAUCCGAAGCCUUUUUUGGGUGAAAUUAGGGAAAGAACGGCAAAGAUUAGUUCUGAAAUGAGAUGAAGCGUGGGCAGCUGGAAGCUUCCAGAAAAGCUGAAGGAGCCUGAAUAAUUUUUGUUUUCCUCUUUUGAGAGGAAUCUGGUUGAAAAAAGUCACGGAAAUUUUGGGAUUUGUCUAAAUUUCACUUGGAGUCACCUCCUCGUUGUUCGCCCGGUUCGGGAUCCUCUGGGGAAAAUAAGAAUAUUAAUUAAAUUUGGGUAUAAAACAACCCCGGGAACUCUUUCACACCUUUUAAACUUCAUCCCUCUCCUCCUUCCAGCCUCCCCCAAUUUUCCCACCCCCGAAUUCCCGGCAAAAAACCCAAAAAAAUGCGCCGCGCCACCGGCUGCCCGCUGAGCCAGGUCUGCCUGCCGCCGCCCGCCGUCCUGGUGAGAACCUUCCCGGUGAGGCCCAACCGCGACCUCCGGUGCUUCCCCGCCUCGGCAAACCCCUGCUGCCAGCCCGGCACCACCACCGUGGUCAGCCUGGGUGGUCUGGGGGCCGCCGGUUGUGCCGGGCCCUGCGGGUUGGCGGCCACCGUGCGGGCGCCGUCGCGGUUCCGGGGGUUCGGUAGCGCCGGGACGUGCCGGAAGCCGAGCUGCUGCUGCCGGGUGACGGAGUGGGGCACCACGGGCACGGAGUGGUGCCAGGAGGCCGGGAAGGAUGUGUGCCAGGAGCUGUGCUGCCAGGAGGGCAGCACGUGUGUCAGCACGUGUGUGGAGCCGUGUUCCCAGGAGGUCAGCAAGUGUGUCAGCACGUGUGUGGAGCCGUGUUCCCAGGAGGUCAGCAAGUGUGUCAGCACGUGUGUGGAGCCGUGUUCCCAGGAGGUCAGCAAGUGUGUCAGCACAUGUCAAGAUCUGUGUUCCCAGGAGGUCAGCAAGUGCACAACCACGUGUGUGGAGCCGUGUUGUAAAGAGGUCAGCACGUGUGUCAGCACGUGUGUGGAGCCGUGUUCCCAGGAGGUCAGCAAGUGUGUCACCACAUGUCAGGAUCCGUGCUGUAAGGAGGUCGCCAAGUGUGUCACCACGUGUGUGGAUCCGUGUUGUAAGGAAGUCACCAAGUGUGUCACCACGUGCCAGGAUCCAUGUUGCAAGGAGGUCACGAAAUGUGUCACGACGUGCCAAGAUCCGUGCUGUAAGGAGGUGACCAAGUGUGUCAGCACGUGUGUGGAUCCGUGUUGCAAGGAGGUCAGCAAGUGUGUCACCACGUGUCAAGAUCCAUGUUGUAAGGAGGUCACCAAGUGUGUCACCACAUGUCAAGAUCCAUGUUGUAAGGAGGUGACCACGUGUGUCACCACAUGUCAAGAUCCAUGUUGUAAGGAGGUGACCACGUGUGUCACCACGUGCCAGGAUCCGUGUUGCAAAGAAGUGACCAAGUGCUCCGCCAGGCGCGUGGACCCCUGCUGCAAGGAGGUCACCACGUGUGUCACCACAUGUCAGGAUCCGUGCUGUAAGGAGGUCACCAAAUGUGUCACCACGUGCCAGGACCCCUGCUGCCAAGAUGUCACCAAAUGUGUCACCACAUGCCAGGAUCCAUGUUGCAAGGAGGUCACCACGUGUGUCACCACAUGUCAGGAUCCGUGCUGUAAGGAGGUCACCAAGUGUGUCAGCACGUGUGUGGAUCCGUGUUGCAAGGAGGUCACCAAGUGCACAACCACAUGCCAAGAUCCGUGUUGUAAGGAGGUGACCACGUGUGUCACCACAUGUCAGGAUCCAUGUUGUAAGGAGGUCACCAAGUGCACCAGGACAUGUGUGGAUCCGUGUUGUCAGGACGUCACCAAGUGUGUCACCACAUGUCAAGAUCCGUGUUGUAAGGAGGUCACCAAAUGUGUCACCACCUGCCAGGACCCGUGCUGCCAGGAUGUCACCAAGUGUGUCACCACCUGCCAGGACCCGUGCUGCCAAGAUGUCACCAAAUGUGUCACCACCUGCCAGGAUCCAUGUUGCAAGGAGGUCACCACGUGUGUCACCACCUGCCAGGACCCGUGCUGCCAGGACGUCACCAGGUGUGUCACCACCUGUGUGGACCCGUGCUGCCAGGGGUUUGUCACCUGUGCAGCCCUGUGUGGCACGAAGCCCCCCAGGACCCUCACGCCGUGUUUCCAGCCGGGCUGUAAGAAGGUGACCAAGUGGAGCAGCGUGUGGGCGAUGCCGUGGUGCCGCAAAGGCGCCAAGGGCGGCUCCAGGUGUGCCGACACCUGUCCCAAGAAGGGCUCCAAGGGCAGCUCCAGGUGUGCGGAUCCCUGUGCCAGGAAGGCGCCCAAGGGCUCCGUGCCGUGCCAGGAUCCGUGCGGCGCCGCCAGGUGCGACCCCAGGUGCGUGGUGGACCCCUGCUGCCAGGAUGUCACCAAGUGUGUCACCACGUGCCAGGAUCCGUGCUGCCAGGAUGUCACCAAGUGUGUCACCACCUGUGUGGAUCCGUGUUGUAAGGAUGUCACCAAGUGUGUCACCACCUGUGUGGAUCCGUGUUGUAAAGAGGUCAUCAAGUGCAGAUCCAGGUGUGUGGAUCCGUGCUGCCAGGAUGUCACCAAAUGUGUCACCACAUGCCAGGAUCCCUGCUACAAGGAGGUGACCAAGUUCAGAUCCAGGUGUGUGGAUCCCUGUUGCCAGGAUGUCACCAAGUGUGUCACCACCUGUGUGGAUCCGUGUUGUAAGGAUGUCACCAAGUGCGUCACCACGUGCCAAGAUCCGUGCUGCCAGGAUGUCACCAAAUGUGUCACUAGGUGUGUAGAUCCGUGCUGCCAGGAUGUCACCAGGUGUGUCACCACCUGUGUGGAUCCAUGCUGUAAGGAGGUCACCAAACGUGUCACCACGUGCCAGGAUCCCUGCUACAAGGAGGUCACCAAGUGCAGAACCAGGUGUGUGGAUCCGUGUUGUAAGGAGGUCACCAAAUGUGUCACCACCUGUGUGGAUCCAUGUUGUAAAGAGGUCAUCAAGUGCAGAUCCAGGUGUGUGGAUCCAUGCUGUCAGGAUGUCAUCAAAUGUGUCACCACGUGUGUAGAUCCCUGUUGUAAGGAGGUCACCAGGUGUGCCACCAAGUGUGUGGAUCCCUGUUGUAAGGAGGUCAAGUGCAGAACCAGGUGUGUGGAUCCAUGUUGUAAGGAGGUCACCAAAUAUGUCACCAGGUGUGUGGACCCCUGCUGUCAGGAUGUCACCAAAUGUGUCACCACGUGCCAGGAUCCCUGCUACAAGGAUGUCACCAAGUGCAUCACCACGUGCCAAGAUCCGUGUUGCAAGGAGGUCACCAAAUGUGUCACCACCUGUGUGGAUCCGUGUUGUAAGGAUGUCACCAAGUUCAGAUCCAGGUGUGUAGAUCCGUGUUGCAAGGAUGUCACCAAGUGCGUCACCACAUGCCAGGAUCCGUGCUGCCAGGAUGUCACUAAAUGUGUCACCACGUGUGUAGAUCCCUGUUGUAAGGAGGUCACCAGGUGUGCCACCAGGUGUGUGGAUCCCUGUUGUAAGGAGGUCACCAAAUAUGUCACCAGGUGUGUGGACCCCUGCUGCCAGGAUGUCACCAAAUGUGUCACCACAUGCCAGGAUCCCUGCUACAAGGAGGUGACCAAGUUCAGAUCCAGGUGUGUGGAUCCCUGCUGCCAGGGAGUGAUCACCUGCCAAGACCGCUGCUGCCAGGGGGUGACCACGUGCCAGGAUGUCACCAGGAUGUCACCAGGUGUGCCACCACCACCUGCCAAGACCCUUGCUGCCAAGGAGUGA
Messenger RNA from Prinia subflava (tawny-flanked prinia), 5062 nucleotides. RefSeq names its product zonadhesin-like. Bases 1679 to 5062 code for a protein of 1127 amino acids. The transcript has 3 exons. NCBI's taxonomy places the organism in Eukaryota, Metazoa, Chordata, Aves, Passeriformes, Cisticolidae. The record is from RefSeq and is a predicted model, not a curated record.